This is a messenger RNA of Cladophialophora immunda, 1460 nucleotides long. RefSeq lists its product as uncharacterized. Lineage: Eukaryota; Fungi; Ascomycota; Eurotiomycetes; Chaetothyriales; Herpotrichiellaceae. The transcript has a single exon. The record is from RefSeq and is a predicted model, not a curated record. The coding region runs from base 220 to 1284 and encodes 354 amino acids.
CACGUGGCCCGUCACAUCCAAGUCUCCUACCGUAUGGUUUCCAGAACUAUCCCAUAUAGUCUACGACGGCGCGCAAUGGGAAGUUGUCUGGCACUCGCUUAGAGCGUCGGUUUCAUCAUGUAAUCCCCUGCCUGGCGGAUGGUGGAUUAAUUGCACUCCAGAGUCGAACAAUUUCCGGCAACACCUAUAUACAUCCGUACAUCGCUUCGAGUGCGGUGUAUGAAUCUCCAGGACACAUUCCCCGUACCUAGCAACCUUGCCCCAAGAGAAACGAGACGCCAUCUGCGAGACAUCGGUACUGCCAGCAUGUCCAACUUCACCAGCUCGGCCCUUGUAACGGGAGGCACAACGGGCCUGGGGCUCCACGCUGCGGAAGAGAUCGCGGGGCAACACCCCGACUACUGCGUCGUCAUCGCAUCGCGCAAGGACGCCGAUGGGAGCGCGGAGCUGAUCAAUCAGCGCCUCGGUGGCGGCGCUCACAGAGUGCAAUUCAUGGCGCUAGAUCUGGGAGACUUGAAGAGUGUCAGAUCGUUCGUCAAGGCCUGGAAGGAGAAAAGCCUGCCGCCGAUCUCGGUCCUAUUGCUGAACGCAGGAAGCCAGUUCCCCUUUGGACUCAAAUACACCGUGGAUGGCUUCGAGGCGACCUUCGGCGUCAACCACGUCGGACACGCGCUACUAUUCUCACUCAUGCAGCCAUACCUAGCAGAUGAGGCGCGCAUCGUCGUCACCGCCAGCGGCACGCACGACCCUCUGCAGAAGACCGGGAUGCCGAAUGCGAAUUACACGACGGCCGAAGAACUGGCACACCCCACGGGAUCCGCGCUCAAGGCACCGGGCCGCCAACACUACACGACGAGCAAGCUGUGCAACAUCCUCUGGACGUACGCGCUCGACCGGCGCCUGAGGCGGCUGCAGCCGGGCAAGAAAUGGACGGUGGUGGCAUUCGAUCCGGGGCUCAUGCCUGGGACCGGCCUUGCCAGACAGUAUCCGGCCUUCCUGCGAUUCAUGUGGAAGCGCGUGCUCCCCGCCCUGAUCCCGCUGCUGCGACUCGUUCUGUCGCCCAACAUCCACAGGCCGCAAGAGUCCGGUGCGGCCCUCGCAUGGCUGGCGCUGGACGCAGAGGCGAGGGGCGCGAGUGGCGUGUAUUUCGAGGGGAGAAAGCAGAUCAAGUCGAGCGCGGACAGCUAUGAUGAGGCCAAGCAGGAGGAGUUGUGGUCGUGGACGGUCAAGACUCUGGCGGGCGACGAGCAGGAGAGACGCCUGUUUGAAGUGGUCCAGGCGUAGACUGUCCUUGCUAUUGGCGGUUGCUGGCUGUUCUAAUUAAUACAGGCCCUACAUAGAACCAGCGAGCAGCUAGUCAGUCAGUCAACUCAUUUGCAUGUGCUAACCCACGGAUUUUGCUGCUCCAGGAAACUGUCGUAACCAGGCAGUGUGGUGUCAUGGUGUCACAGAGAAAAAAA